Stegastes partitus (bicolor damselfish) is the source of this 1734-nucleotide messenger RNA. It is a transcript of the gene mid1ip1a, whose product is annotated as MID1 interacting protein 1a. The record is from RefSeq and is a predicted model, not a curated record. Gene Ontology annotation, biological process: regulation of lipid biosynthetic process. Gene Ontology annotation, cellular component: cytosol. The transcript is spliced from 2 exons. The coding region runs from base 400 to 885 and encodes 161 amino acids. Lineage: Eukaryota; Metazoa; Chordata; Actinopteri; Pomacentridae.
AUGUGGGAUGUGGUGAUGUAAUGUCAGCCGUUGCUUUCACCGGAAAAGCAAAACCACAGCGAAACCUGGCAGAACAGCAACGUCGCACAGUCAUUUGGGUCCGGUUACACUUGGAAGAACUCGACAAACAGGUUGUGGAACCGCCUUCGGAGCCCGAAACCACCUCUAUAUAAAGUCGCGCCCGUCUCCACAGCACCAGAAGAACACCAACAUUAACAAAAAAAAGGGGAAAACUGAAGAACCGAACCCAGCUUCCAGAUUUACAAGACAGCCAAUCCUCGCUGCAGCAUUACGCUUCCGUAAGCCGAUCAGAUUAAAAGCAGCGCACUCACAGAGGAAGAACACGUCAAGAAACUGCUUUUUUUUUUUUGUUCCUGACCGGAUACAACUCUCGCCAAGAUGAUGAUGCAGCUGUCAGAAACCCCCAGCCCCCAGAAAAACAACCUCUUCAACGCCAUGAAUCGCUUCAUCGGCGCCGUGAACAACAUGGACCAGACCGUCAUGGUGCCCAGCCUGCUGCGGGACGUUCCGGUGGACGAGGACAGCGAGAUGAGCUCCCUGAAGUCGGACUUGGACGAGGGAGACAUGUACAGCUACUACCAGCUGCUCAAGUCCAUCCGCAGGGACAUCGAGUGGGGGGUCCGGUGCGCCGCAGCCGACGAGAGGCGCAAGGAGAGCAUGAUGAUCACCCGCACCAACUCUUCCGUAUCCACGUCCUCCUCCGCAUCAUCCGAGGAGGACGAGGAGGAGGACGAGGAUCUGGAGAAGCAGUUCCAGUUCCAUCUGACCGGGCUUCAAGGGGUGCUGUCCAAGCUCACGCAGCAGGCCAACUGCCUCACCAAGCGCUACAAAAAGGAGAUUGGGAUCGGAGGAUGGGGCCAGUAAACCCAGAGCGCACAAGACACUCAAAGCUCAGACUUUAUAUAUAUAUAUUUUUUAUAACUUGAGAGGCUGAACUGACUUCUAUCCAUAGGCCUCGCUGCUGCUGAUGUUACUACUGAUGAAAGGUUUGGAUGGUAGAGAAGAAGGCAGCUUUUCCUGUCUACAGGCCUGCAUGGUGUUGGUCUACUCUGUGGUACUGACUGUAGAUGUGCUGAUCCUGAAGAAAGCAUUUGUGUACUUCUUACUUGACUCCUGUCCUUUUGCACUCUACAGUGUUGUACACAGUAUGCAUUCCGCUCAUGUGAUGCACAGAUGAAACAUAAUUUAAACCUUUAUUUAAUGUGUAUUUAUUACCUCACACUGUACAUUUGAGAGCCAAAUGUUAUUUCAAAGUUGGAGAAGAAGUGGACUGUGUGAUCUACAGGACCUGUCCUCUGAACCGCCCCUCUGAAGGGGGAUGCUGACAAAAGAUUGAGCGUCCUGGCUGUGAUGCUGAUGAUGUUAGUGUGUUCAGAUGGGCUGCUCUGUGUCUGAUCAUUGUUCCUUUCAAUCUGAUGUGUUUUUUUUUUUCAAUUGGGCUUUUCUAAGAAGGAGGCAGAUGCUUACUGUAGCUGCCCAUGAUCUCCUAAUGUCCUACAUGGUCAAUGAACUGGAAUCAACUGAUAAUUCUUCUGCGUGUAGAAUAAUGAGGCUUUUUCCAUGAGACGCAUUGUUGUUUUUGUCCUAUAACCUAUUUGCUGUUAUCAUAUUAUUAUGUCCCAUCUGUCAAGAUAAGCCAGUGCUUCUCUCUGCACCUUUUACACGGUUUUUGUACUGAUAUUUGUUUCCAGAAUAAACUUUUAUAUAAACUUA